This is a messenger RNA of Drosophila obscura, 3836 nucleotides long. It is a transcript of the gene clumsy, whose product is annotated as glutamate receptor ionotropic, kainate 2. The transcript has 11 exons. The record is from RefSeq and is a predicted model, not a curated record. Lineage: Eukaryota; Metazoa; Arthropoda; Insecta; Diptera; Drosophilidae. The coding region runs from base 133 to 3222 and encodes 1029 amino acids. Gene Ontology annotation, molecular function: glutamate-gated receptor activity; transmitter-gated monoatomic ion channel activity involved in regulation of postsynaptic membrane potential. Gene Ontology annotation, biological process: synaptic transmission, glutamatergic; modulation of chemical synaptic transmission; monoatomic ion transport. Gene Ontology annotation, cellular component: plasma membrane; postsynaptic membrane.
CCAUCACAGUUGCCCAUACAUAUUGUGUUGAAAUAUUUUUCGUGCUGCAAGUUUUACAUCAUCAGGCAUCCAAAUCAGGAAAAUCCAAUUGGAAUACAUACUUCAACUACUACAAAUGGAAAAGCCAAUAAAAUGUGGCCAGUAUACAACAUUUAUUUAGUGCUGUGUCUGUUGUUGUCCUUAGCCCAAGCUAGACAGCAGUUUAUGGUGGGCAGCAUUUUUACAUCGGACAAAGAUGAGGCAGAAAUUGCAUUUCGCACCGCAGUGGAUCGUGCAAAUAUAUUGGAAAGGAAUAUAGAACUUGUGCCCAUUGUCGUGUAUGCCAAUACAGACGAUAGUUUUAUUAUGGAAAAGAUGGUUUGCAAUUUAAUUUCCCAGGGUGUUAUAGCUAUAUUUGGACCCAGUACAGGCAGCAGUUCGGAUAUUAUUGCUUCGGUGUGCAAUACCUUGGACAUACCACACAUUGUCUAUGAUUGGCUGCCCAAUGAGUCCAUUCCGGAUCGCCAGCACUCCACCAUGACGCUGAAUGUGCAUCCCGAUAAUCUGUUGCUAUCCCAGGGAUUUGCUGAAAUUGUACAAAGCUUUGGCUGGCGUAGCUUUACGAUUAUCUAUGAAUCGGAUAGAGAGCUGCAACAGCUGCAGGAUAUUUUGCAAAUUGGUGAACCCAGCAACAUGCCUACCACAAUGAAACAGCUGGGUCCCGAUGAGGACUAUAGGCCCUUUUUGAAGGAAAUCAAAUUAUCCACAGAUAAUUGUCUGAUUGUGCACUGUUCGCCGCCGAAUCUAUUGAGCCUCUUGCAGCAGGCCAACGAACUGAAAAUGUUGGGCGAAUAUCAGAGUGUUUUUAUACCCCUGCUGGACACACACACGGUGGAGUUUGGUGAUCUCUCCGGCGUGGAUGCCAACAUAACCACAGUACGUCUGAUGGAUCCCACAGAUUUUCACAUCAAGAAUGUGAUACACGACUGGGAGGAGCAUGAGAAGAGGGCUGGACGCUACUAUAAGAUCGAACCAGGGCGUGUGAAAACAACGAUGAUACUGCUCAACGAUGCCGUCUGGCUGUUCUCCAAGGGUCUGACGGAACUGGGAAUACUGGACGAACUAACAGCCCCAGAGGUGGAAUGCAAACGAAAAAAAUCAUGGCCCCAUGGCAGACGUAUUAUAGAGUUUAUGAAAGCGCGCUCCGAUGAGGCCUCCACGGGUCGCAUCGACUUCAAUGAGUAUGGCCAGCGCAGCUUCUUCACCUUACGCUUCAUGGAGGUGAAUGCUGGCGGUUACCUGGAUCUGGCCACCUGGGAUCCCGUCAAUGGUCUGGAUAUCCUCAACGACGAUGAGGAGAGCGAAAAGCGUGUGGGUCAAAAGUUGUCGAACAAAACUUUUAUAGUAUCAUCCCGUUUGGGUGCGCCUUUUCUCACACUCAAAGAGCCCGAGGAGGGGGAGGUGCUGUAUGGCAAUGCCCGCUACGAGGGCUACUCCAUAGACCUGAUAGACGCCAUCGCUCAGAUGCUGAAUUUCAAAUACGAAUUUCGCAUGUCACCCGACGGCAGAUAUGGCUCGCUCAAUCCAGCCACCCAGACGUGGGAUGGCAUUGUCAAGCAAUUAAUUGAUGGGAACGCUGAUCUGGGCAUUUGUGAUCUAACCAUGACCUCAGCGAGACGUCAGGCUGUGGACUUUACGCCACCCUUCAUGACCCUGGGCAUCAGCAUAUUGUUCUCAAAGCCGCCCAUACCGGACACAGAUCUAUUCUCAUUUCUGUCGCCCUUCUCCCUGGAUGUGUGGAUCUAUAUGGGUUCGGCGUAUCUGUUUAUAUCGCUGCUGCUCUUUGCUCUCGCUCGCAUGGCGCCCGAUGACUGGGAGAAUCCGCAUCCGUGCAAGGAACCCGAAGAGGUGGAGAAUAUUUGGAGCAUAAUGAACACCACAUGGCUGUCGAUUGGCUCACUGAUGGGACAGGGCUGUGAUAUACUGCCCAAGGCCGCCUCCACCCGUUUGGUGACUGGCAUGUGGUGGUUCUUUGCUCUCAUGAUGUUAAAUUCGUAUACGGCCAAUUUGGCCGCCUUUCUGACCAACUCACGGCAGGGCAACUCCAUCAGCAGUGCCGAGGAUCUGGCUGGCCAGACCAAAAUCAAAUAUGGCGCCAUGAUGGGCGGCUCCACGAUGGGUUUCUUUCGCGACUCAAACUUUUCGACAUACCAAAAGAUGUGGACGUUCAUGGAGAGUGCCAGUCCGUCGGUGUUCACCAAAACCAAUGACGAAGGCGUGGAGCGGGUGCAAAAGGGCAAGAAUCUCUAUGCCUUCAUGAUGGAGUCCACCACCCUGGAGUACAAUGUGGAGCGCAAGUGCGAUCUGGUGCAAAUCGGUGGCUGGCUGGACUACAAAAGCUAUGGCAUUGCAAUGCCUUUCAAUUCGCCGUAUCGCAAGCAGAUCAGCGGCGCCGUCCUGAAGCUGGGUGAGCUGGGCAACCUGGCGGAGCUGAAGCGCAAGUGGUGGAAGGAGAUGCAUGGCGGUGGUAACUGUGAGAAGAGCGAGGAUGCUGGCGGGGAUACGCCCGAAUUGGGUCUGGAGAAUGUGGGCGGUGUAUUUCUGGUCCUGGGACUGGGUCUGCUCUCUGCCAUGGUUCUUGGCUGCACGGAAUUCUUUUGGAAUGUCAAAUCGGUGGCCAUUGAAGAGAAGAUCUCGCUGAAGGAAGCCUUGCGUUCGGAGGUUACGUUUGCCAUGAAAAUUUGGAUUACCACAAAGCCAGUGCACGCCAGUUCUGGUUCCGGCAGCUCUUCGUCCUCCUCCAGUUCGAGCUCUUCCUCGAAGUCUGGCAAGUCGCGUUCGAGUCGCUCCAAACCCUCCUCGAAAUCGCAGCCCAUAUCCAUGAAGAGUCUCAAGAGCCUGGUCGAGCCCGAUGUGGAGGCUUCGGUGCACAACAAAUUGAAGAAAAUCGGUUCCAUGUUUUCAUUAAAGUCCCAAAAGACAUCUACGCCGCCACCGCCAGAAAUUGGCUGGAAAGUGGACAAGUCAACGCAAAUGGAUGAAGAACUGGCAGCCGAAGAAGAGGCCGAGAUUAUGCCAAUGCCAGAGCCACCGCAGCCACACCAUAGACAUCAUCAUCAUCACCACCACCAUCACCAUCAUCGCCAUCAUCAGCAGGAGGAGGAGCAGGAGGAGCAGCAGGAGCAGGAUCUGGAGGCAACUAAGAAUCAACGUGCCAGCAAAUUGAGUAAUGGCGUUCCUUAAAUGGCAGAAAAUUCCUAUAAUUAAUACUUAAAACAACCAUUUGCAAUCACGUUUCGUAUCAGAUCCUUUUUUCAUCCCAUAAAUAAAGUUUAAUCCAUUUGUUAAAUGAUAUCCAGUAAUACUUAUCUCUGGGAAUGAAAUUCCCACAACAUUUUAACAAGUAUUCUUACAAUAAUUACCUACAAAUUUAAAAUUUUAUAUUUAUUCUUACUAUAAUCAUCCUUUAGUCCAAGGAAUAAGCAUUUAACUAUUACCAUUGUUAAUAAUAAAUAUUAAAACGGCCCCCUACGAAAUACUUCAUUCGAAAAGGCUCUAUGAAAAUUCAUUUAUGAAAUAAUAAUAAAGUUUCAAAGAGUCACCUACGAAACCUCUUGGAACCUAUAAAAAUUCAUCUAUAGCGCAAAGACCUGGAGUUGAAUCAUAGUCAUCUUUCCAUUGUAGAACUGCCUGUUUCUAUUGCUAUAAUCUAUUUUUCCCAUUUCUUAAAUGUUCUACCAUACACAAAACAUCAAAUGAAUUUUAAACCAUUUAGAACUAUUUUUUAAGGAAAUCCCAUUACCUUAUCCUUUGCCUUACUUCCCCCAUUUAGCUAAUUAAUAAAUGUCAUAAUUUUU